Molecule: messenger RNA, 6096 nt
Organism: Cetraspora pellucida
Lineage: Eukaryota; Fungi; Glomeromycota; Glomeromycetes; Diversisporales; Gigasporaceae
Source: the annotation of a GenBank genome assembly
AUGUACAAAGGUUGGCCGUUUAGCGGCUGGGGCUUGAGUAUCAAUGUUCCUGCGACGAUCCAGAAGAGACUUCUCAAAUUUCUACUCAAAAGAGCAUUAGGUCAAUUUCUGGCUGAAGAACUUGACCUUGAUAAUCUUGAAGUUCAACUAGGAAAUGGACUGAUUCAUUUAAAAGAGCUACAACUCAACGUAGAGGUUUUAAAUGAUCUCGUCGCUGAUUUACCAGUGGUAAUCGUCGACGGCCGAAUUGGUGGAAUCGUUGCAAAAAUUCCGUGGAAAAAUAUUUGGAAUUGUGAUUGCAUUUUGGAAUUCCAUAAUUUGCAAAUUACUGCAGUUCCCGAGCAUGUCAAACCCAGAAACGUUUCUCCUGAAGACUCUCACAUACUUUCUUCUUCCAUUCAUUUUGCGGGAGAUUUCCUUCGUCAUGAAAUACCUCCUGAUGAAGACGAAGAACUUCGUAAUUCUAUUUCUCAAUCAGUCCACGGGAGUACUGUAUUUCAACAGGAUGGUAAUGAUCUAGGUGGGGGCUUGGAACAGUCAGAAACUUUAGGUCAACAAACUCCUGUACAGGGUGACACUGGUAUUGAAGGCAUCCAGAUUUUAGCAAGAUUGAUUGAUAAACUCAUGUCGAAUGUAAAAAUAGUUUUUAAGGAUACUUGUAUCCGAUUAUCUCCUAAUAAGAACUUAAAUAACGUUGGGUGUUCGAAAGAAUAUUAUCUUGAUUUAGAGAUACCAAUUAUUUCAUUUCGAGAUGAAACGCCUGGGUUGGAAGAUGAAUCAACCCAAUCAAACACUCCUGGUUCCGCAAGUGUAACACUACCGCCUGCACUUUCUGAAACUGUAAAGUCAGUUACUAUUUCUGGGCUAAGUGUUUGGAUCAGAGAAGCGUUGUCUGAAUUAGAUCAAACCAAUAGUCAAACAAAUUUAGAAGAAUCCUUUGAAUCAUCAAAUAGAACAAAAGACUAUACAAAUUUUCCAAACGAUGAACUAUUACCCCAAAAAGCUUAUGAGGCAAUGAUUCUUUCAUGUCCCGAAGAGGAGAAUUGGAUUAAAGUUACAAUACGUCCGGAUGCCAUUCCAGCAAUUCAGAUUGAUCUUAGUAAUCCUUCAUCUUCAUACCAUUAUACACAAGAAGCUAUACAACAGGCGAAUAGUACACAAUCUUUCAUAAUCGAGGGGUCAAUUAAAUCGGUAAUUUCUGUAUUGACACCAAGUCAUAUCGCAUGGAUUACUGAUUUGGCAAACGUGUUGUCAAGAAGUAAAUCCGUUUCAGAAACAAGCAGCACUGAAAGUGAUGAUGAUUUUAUUCAUGAUAAUGCACGAAGUCUUAAUCAAAAUUACUAUCAUGAUUUGGAAGGAAAAGGCUUUCAUCGAAUGUCACAACCAAUUCAAGAGGAAGAUUAUCGCUCUAUCGACGAUCUUGUUUAUCAACAUAGUGCGCGCUAUUCUGAUUUUUCCACUUCAUCACGCGACAAUCAUUCCAGACAUAGUCGUUCGCCAUCGAAUAUUUCAUAUUCCCAUAAAACACCAUCACGUUCAUUUCAUCCAUCAGUUGUUUCAAACUCAUUCCCUGCCAUGACGAGUCCACAAUUUAAUCCUACAAUAUCUUCUGGUGUAUCCAACAUAAAAUUCCAACUUGAAGUACCUUUAAUUGAGUUGUUUUUAUUAUAUCACGAUUCAUUACCUGAUUUUGAUAUUGGACGAAAAUUUUUUGAAAUUCGAUCUACUGAAUAUUUAAAUGCGGAUCAUUUGAAAAUUAACAUUCGUGGCUUGAAUUGUCGGAUUGAACGUUGGGAUCCAGAUUCAUUAUCAGCGGGUAGGAGGCGGAAUAGUAGUACGUCAAUUGGUGGCCACUCAUCUGGAUUUCAAAAGAGUUCAGAAACUGAUGACGUCUCAAGUUUUGUAAUGGACAUUGCUAUUUCACAAUUUUCAAUAUCUGAAUGGUUAAAAAAUCCCUUAACCUCAAAUUCAAAACCUAAAUUGGGUACAUUGAAACCUGAGUCUACACUUCCUACAUUUGACAAAUAUACACCAUUGUUAUAUUUUGAUCCACAUCUUUUGAACUCUUAUAAUGCCGAAGAAACAGACUUUCCUAGUUUUCCUGUAAACAAAAACACAGAUAAAAAUAUUUUGAAAAAAGCUAACAGAAUAAGCUCUAAAUUUAGUUUCAAUGGUAGCGAUACUUCAAAAGAGGUCAUUAAAAUAAAAUUUAAGAGUGGUGGUGCUUCGAUUGAAGGAUCAUUGUCAAACUCUGGCUUACAUAAUGCCAAUAUCACUGUAGAAUUUGAACCGUUUCAUGUGCACCUUGAUCUAAGAAUAAUUGAUCGAUUAGAAAAUUAUAUAAGUAUUUUUUCUAAAGGUGUAAGUGAUACUGGUUCACUUUCUGAAGUGGAAACUACAACAAUGCAUACUUUCACCGAGCAAUCAUCCAGUCAAUAUAUCAUUGAUGACCUUGACACGCAAAGAAUGCAUGAGAAUACUUCUGUGCAAAAGUCAAAUCUUGUAAUUAAUUGCCAGCUCAUUCGUCUUUGGCUUCAUUGUCCAGAUAUAAGUAGCAGGAACACACCAAGCAUAGUGGAUAAUUAUAUCAUUCAUUCAAAUUUACUUAUCACGGAUAUAAUUAAUAUAAACAUUUCAACUGUCAAUGCACUUCAAAAUGAUCCACUUUUUUCAUCAAGUUUUGGCAUGCAACAUAACGAACCAGUUAAAAACAUGGUUGAUUCGCAACAAAAUAGGAUUAAGAUUGAGUGUAAUGGCAUUAAUAUUUUUAUUAAAGAACACAAAGUGCCAGAUGCGAAAUGUUUCCUUGCAGUAAAGGCUGUAAAAGUGCCACAAAUACAUCAUCGAUCUAUAACACAGGUUGCUCCUGUGUUUCCUAAUUGCGAAAUCACAUACCGUCCUGCUAGUGCAGUAGCAAACAAAAUGUCAUAUAUAGGGAAUGGUAUUCGAUCUUCACCUUUUUCACAGACAUUUACAACAUUUGAAGAAGAACGGACCAAUUGGCCCGUUGAAAAUGAAGAGGAGGAGAUUUUAAUGUUUCAACAGAGAACGAUUGAAAGCUCACUUUUUGUCAUAAAUUGUAAUUUUCCUCUUAUACGCGUUCGUUUAACUAAGUCAAUGUAUGAUAAACUUCAAAUACUGCUAAAUGAUUUAUCAAUUUGGCAACCUAAAAGUAAUGCUUCUGGCAACAACGAAAUUUCAUCCACUCCACCGACAACACGUAUAAAUAUGGUUGGUGCAUACGAGGUGAAAUCCCAUCAAGAUAGAGCAUAUGGCAUGGACUCUCAUGGAUCUGACGAUUCCGAAAUGAAAAGGAGACUUGAGGCCUCUAUUUUAGGGUAUCGCAUGGAUGACACGUUACCUUUAAGGCCCAGUCUCGCAUCAUUGGUCAUUUUUAUAACUAAUGUUGAGGUUAUCAUAUUACAUGAGGCCGAGAAAAAAGUCGAUCAAACACAAUCAUUACAUUCGUAUCAACUUAAUAUGUCAGAUUUUAGGUUCUUCACGGUAGUCAAAUAUGAAGGCAAAAAUGACACGUAUGUAAUCUUGGAUAACGAUCAAUUUACUUUUUGGGAUACAUCCAACCGUGAAAAGACACAAAUUUUAUGCCGAACAUUGAACAAGGAUAUUAAGGCAAAGAAUACCCAUCCCAUGAUUUCUUUAAUCGCACUUAUUUCACUUGAUAUUGAUGUAAAUACAAAAGAAACAAAUCUAACAUUGUCAAUAAACGGUGUGUCCUUAAUGCAUAAUAAAUGUUCACAAUGGAUAGAAGAUAUGCUUGCAUUUUUGCAAGAGCCCGAAAUGUACACCAAGUUGUUCGUCACUGUUAACGAUUCUUCGAUUGACUAUAAUCCUUACGAUAAUGCCGGAAGAAUUAUUGCUGUAUUUGAUAAUCUGAAGGCAUCAAGUAUCAUAACAGAUUCGCCAAUGUUUAAAGCUAAAUUAAUUGUUCAAAACUUAGAUUUGAUGCUGGUUGACGAUGUCAAAACUCUUAAUGAGCGAUCCAUUAAUCGAUUAGGUUCACUACCUUUAACUGCGAAAAAGUAUUGGGAGUCUAUAGGCUUUGUAAAAGCUGCGUCAUUGGAUUUUGCGGAAAUUAUAUUGCAAACCAAUAAAGGAGAAAUAUAUCCACAUUUAUAUCUUGAACUUACGAACGAAAACCUCACGAUCGAGACAUGUGUAGAUACUCUUCAGACACUUACUAAUGCCUACAAUGAAAAUUCUUAUGAGUCUGUUUAUCAAAACGUGUUAGCGAGCCUUGAUGAAGAAGCUUUCAAGCGACCGCAACAAAGGUCUUUAAGAUCAGAAAUAUCUAGUAAUAACCCUACUUCUAACUUGGAGUUUCAGGAAGAUUUCUUUGCAAACGAGAAAGAUGAUGAGAUGUUCGAGUCAGAUCACUUUUUUGAGAAUGCAGUCGUAUUCGACGAUUUCAAUGAUGACUUUAUGGUGGACCAACCAUUACCAAUUUCAAAUUCUCAGCAAACUAUCACUAAAUAUUCAGAUGUGGUUCCUCAAGAUGAAGAUGAGGAAGACUAUCCAAUAGAGCCUCUCAACUUUGUAGAAGAUCACUUUUCUGUUCCGAGUGCUAGUGAGCUUGAGGAAGUUAGGCAAGAUUUACCGAAUAGUUUGACAAGAAUCCGUCUUCGUGAUUUUAACAUAUUAUGGAAGCUGUACGAUGGCUAUGACUGGAAACACACUAGGAAUCAAGCGUCUGAGGUAUUAACAAGCGUCAAAAAUUCAACUGCUACUAAUAUAGCAGGACCUUCUACGGGCGAAAUACAAGGCCUAAUGAACACUGAAUUAUCCAGUCCAUUUGAUCGUAUGCCGUUUGUUGAUUCGAAUCCUAGCCGUUCACGAACAAGCAAACUUGACAUUAAGUUUGAUAAGAUCAAUUUAGAGUUUGACUUAUUUCCAAAAGAUAAUUUGCUAGCGUCUCGACUGCUGUUGCUGAUUAGAGAUUUAGAAGUUCUCGACAAUAUCAAAACAUCUGCAUGGCAUAAAUUCUUGUCUCACUUACGUCCAGAUAAUGAUACAAAUCCUCGUGAAAAUAAAUCUAAUAUGGUUAAGAUAGAGUUAACGAGCGUCCGUCCUGUCCCAACAGAUCCUGCUGAAGAGUUUCGUUUAAAGGCCAAACUUUUACCAUUAAGAUUUUACAUUGAUCAGGACGCAUUAAAUUUCGUAAUUAAGUUUUUCUCCUACCAAAGUCCUGAUAGCGGUGCUUCUCAACAACAUACUGAAGACGAGACAUAUUUCCAACUCUUCGAAAUUCAACCAAUUGUAAUGAAGUUGGAUUACAAACCAAAACAUCUUGAUUAUUCUAGUUUAAAAGAAGGCAAUUUGGUUGAAUUAAUGAAUAUUUUCCAUCUUGAAGCUGCAGAAAUGACAUUGAGAGGCCUUAAAUUAACAGGAGUUAAAGGCAUAUCACGUCUAUUAGAAGACUUGGGUGCAGCAUGGCUGCCGCACAUAACUAGUACGCAAGUACCUAAUGUUGUAUCAGGUGUUGCUCCAAUAAGGUCUUUGGUAAAUAUAGGUUCAGGAGUUGCAGAUCUUAUUCUGCUACCUAUUGAACAAUACAAAAAAGAUGGAAGGAUUAUUAAAGGUCUUCAGAGAGGAACGCAGUCUUUUGCAAAGGCAACCACCAUGGAGGCAAUUAAAUAUGGUACCAAACUUGCCGUUGGAACACAGAUAUUACUUGAGCAUGCGGAAGAAAUACUUUCUUUUGAGACCCAAACAGAAACUAGUUCAAAUAUGGAUAAUAAUGAAGAGUUUGAUAGUGAAGAAGAUAAAAAAUCCAACAAAUCUAGCAGCAAAUAUGCUAAUCAGCCCGCAGACAUAAGUGAAGGAAUGGUAGCUGCUUAUCAAAGUUUGAAACAGAAUAUCGGAACUGCGGCGCACACAAUUUUUGCCGUGCCAAUGGAAGUAUAUGAGAAGACUGGAACUCAAGGAACAGUAAAGGCUGUGAUUCGUGCUGUACCGGUUGCUGUGUUAAAACCAAUGAUUGGGGUCGCUGAGGCAGCAUCUAAAGGCUUACUUGGUGUAAGAAAUACAAUAGAUCCAAGCAAUAAAAUGCAGAGUGAGGAUAAAUAUAAAAGCAGUUAA